Molecule: messenger RNA, 10185 nt
Organism: Crotalus tigris (Tiger rattlesnake)
Lineage: Eukaryota; Metazoa; Chordata; Lepidosauria; Squamata; Viperidae
Gene: SAMD4A
Product: sterile alpha motif domain containing 4A
Exons: 13
Coding region: 1032-3149 (705 amino acids)
Biological process (GO): regulation of mRNA stability; negative regulation of translation; nuclear-transcribed mRNA poly(A) tail shortening
Cellular component (GO): P-body
Molecular function (GO): mRNA binding; protein binding; translation repressor activity
Source: RefSeq, a predicted model, not a curated record
CCAAUCGCGCCCCGCGCAAAGCCACCACGGCCUCGCCUCGCCUGGGGCUGAGUCAGCGGCGGAGGAAUGCGAGGCGCCCCCUGCUCCUCGGGGAGGGGGCGUUGCACCUCCGCUGCCGAGGCCAUGACGUCAUGGGCUAUGCUAAUGACUAGCAUGUGAGGAGCGGGGGCUCCGAGGGGCGCGCGGCUCACUAGUGCAGGAGAAGCAGGCGGAGAGAGACGCGGGUCCGACGGCGCGCCCGGACGCCGCGCAGCUCUUGCUCUGUGCCGCCGGGGUCGCCUUAGCUGGUGCGCGGGCUCGCCAUGGCCCUGCCCGGGCACCGCCAGACGCCGCCGCCGCCUCCUCCACCGCCACCUCCGUCGCCGGCUCCUCUGCCUCUUCUUCCUCAGUAAAGGGUCAGCCAAAGCCGGCAAGAGAAGGACGGCGAGCGAGAGGGCGCGCGACAGCCAGUUGUGAAGGCUUCUAUUUUCUCCACUUCCCUUAGCAAGGAAUGCUGUGACUGUGGAUGGUCCAGAAAGCUGCCGGAGGAAGGAGAGCCAGUGCCAGCCCUGGGCUAAAAUAACCAGACUGGAAAAGAGCAAAGAGGGAGGGGGAAGCAAAACACCCAGAAGAAAACAGCUACACAAUCCAUAUCCUCUCACAACAUCUUCAUACAUUGCUGUGCCUUGUCGAGAAAUAACAGCUGUCUAAGUCCACACACAGAAACCACACAGUGUGUCUGUUUUCCCUUGCCACCAUGUGACAUCGUCUUUGGCAGAAUUAAGAAGCAGCCACUGGCAUUUUGGACACGCGAGGAAGAAGAAGAGCAAGCAAACCUCCAAAUCUGUCUUCGAAUAUCUGUCCUAUUUCUGCAGUGACAACGUUGUAAAAUAGAGGUUUAAAAGGGGAGGUGGGUGGGAAGUAAAAAAGGAACUUCUAAGGGAUUCUCCUACUUUUUCUUCCUUGCAAAAAAACAUAUCAGGGAGUGCCCCCCACAGUUUUUUUUUUCUCCUGUUCUCGUUAUUGCAUGCAGACAUUCACUCAUACCAACCAUGAUGUUUCGAGACCAGGUUGGAGUAUUGGCAGGUUGGUUCAAAGGCUGGAAUGAGUGCGAACAGACAGUUGCUUUGCUUUCCUUAUUGAAGCGAGUGACUCGGAGCCAGGCCCGUUUCCUUCAGCUCUGCCUUGAGCAUUCCCUGGCCGACUGCACAGAACUGCACGUUCUGGAAAAUGAAGCCAACAGCCCUGGAAUCAUUAACCAGUGGCAGCAGGAAUCGAAGGACAAAGUGAUUUCUCUGUUGCUCACCCACCUGCCUUUGUUGAAGCCAGGGAAUAUUGAAGGAAAAGUGGAGUACAUGAAGCUUCUUCCCAAAAUCCUGGCUCAUUCAAUUGAACAUAACCAACACAUAGAGGAGAGCAGGCAACUCCUGUCCUAUGCUUUGAUCCAUCCUGCCACAUCCCUGGAGGACAGGAGUGCUCUUGCCAUGUGGUUGAACCACUUAGAGGACCGCACAUCAAGUAUUUUUGGCAGCCAAAACAGGGGCCGGUCUGACUCCGUGGAUUAUGGGCACUCACAUUACUAUCACCAAAGACAGAACUCAGAUGAUAAACUCAACGGCUGGCAGAGCUCUCGGGAUUCUGGCAUAUGUUUGAAUGCCUCCAACUGGCAAGAUAAAAACCUGGCGUGUGAGAAUGGUCACCUCCCUCUCUAUUCCUCCUCCUCUGUUCCUGCAACCAUCAACACGAUUGGAACUGGCACAGGCACAAUUCUCUCAAGUCAGACCCAUCACAGCCCUCUGAAACGGUCUGUGUCCCUCACCCCACCCAUGACUGUGCCUAGCCAGCCCCUCGGACACGGAUGGAUGUCUCAUGAGGACUUGCGGGAUAGAGGACCCCAGGGCAUCCCUUCUGAUCAUGCCCCCUUGUCUCCGCAAAGCAGUGUAGCCUCUUCAGGCAGUGGUGGGAGUGAACAUUUAGAAGAUCAGACUUCUACUCGUAACACAUUCCAGGAAGAAGGGAGUGGUAUGAAAGAUGUUCCUGCCUGGCUCAAAAGUCUGCGUCUCCAUAAGUAUGCUGCCCUUUUUUCCCAGAUGACCUAUGAUGAAAUGAUGUCCUUGACUGAAUGUCAGCUUGAGGCUCAAAACGUUACCAAAGGUGCAAGGCAUAAGAUUGUGAUCAGUAUCCAAAAGCUAAAAGAGAGGCAGAAUCUCCUCAAAUCCUUGGAAAGAGAUAUCCUAGAAGGAGGCAAUCUACGCCUCCCAUUGCAGGAGCUUCACCAAAUGAUCCUUACCCCAAUCAAAGCCUACGCAUCUCGGAACCUGUCAGUGGAUGAGCACAGUCGGGAUCCUCAGCUCCGUCGACCAACUUCUCUGAUUGGCUCAGACAACCCAGGGUUGGAUUGCAAGGACUCUGCCUCAGGAGGAAUGCAGCAUCAUACCUUACCCGGUUGUGAGGGGGAAUCUGGAGGUGUCCCUUUGCCAGAAGGGGACAUCCCAGGACAGUUUACUAAAGUGAUGGGAAAAGUUUGUACUCAGCUCCUUGUCUCCAGGCCUGACGAGGAGAAUAUAAGCUCCUAUCUACAACUCAUAGACAAAUGCCUAAUUCAUGAGGCAUUCACCGAGACACAGAAGAAAAGACUGUUGUCAUGGAAACAGCAGGUGCAAAAACUGUUCAGGUCUUUCCCUCGCAAAUCCAUCUUAGACCUCUCGGGAUACCGGCAGCAAAGAACCCGAGGUUUUGGCCAGUCAAACUCCUUACCGACAGCUGGAUCUGCAGGUGCAGGAAUGGGCAGGAGAAACCCACGCCAAUUCCAAAUUCCCUCUCGAAAUCUCCCCACUACACGGCUGGGGCUUUUGGGUCCCAGUGGCCUCCUAGGAGCCAGCCAGCGCAAUGGAGCUGCCAACCCCACUCUCUUAAAGCAAGGAAGACAGAAUCUUUGGUUUGCAAAUCCAGGAGGAAGUAACAGUAUGCCCAGCCGAAGCCAUAGUUCUGUACAGAGGACCCGUUCACUGCCUGUCCACACCUCUCCUCAGACAAUGCUUAUGUUUCAGCAACAUGAGUUCCAGGUCCCAGUGACAGAACCUGAUAUCAAUAAUAGGCUGGAGUCCUUGUGCCUCAGUAUGACUGAACAUGCCCUAGGAGAUGGUGUUGAUAGAACCUCAACUAUCUAGAAGAUGGAAGAAUCUGCAGUGACAGCGCUGGCCGUGAGAAAAUUUGGCUGCUGGACCAGUGGUAGAUUUCAUGAUGAGUCCCUUGUCAUGCUAAGGAUCCCUGGAGAUACAUUGCAUCCUUUCAUUGCUGUUUCUUUCUGUUCUUCUUUCUGUCUUCUCUGUCUUCUCCAUCUCUGUUUCCAUUGUGAAGGGCUGCUUAUCUUAAUGGUUAUGUCAGAAGCAACACAGGAAUUGUGUCAUCAGCGAUAACACACACACACACACACACACACACACACACACACACAUACACAAAACAAAGCAAGCUGAUGGGCUUCACCUAAGGGCUGGUAUCCCGGUGCAUGUCUUAAAAGGGCAGGUAUCUUAAUAGCAAGAGAGUAGGCAGGAGGUCUCCAAUGGAAUUGGGUGUGAGGGGGGUGUUAGAUGCAAGUCUUCUAUAUGAAGAAGAGACUUUUGAUGCUUGGUCAAGAAGUAGGGAAUCGCACAUUGUCUGUCUGUAAAUAUGAGCUGUAUUUCACUGACAUUCAAACCAUAAUGGGAGCUGUGAUUUCAUUAAGUGGAAUAGAAAGGAAUCUCAAAAGGCCAACUAGUUUUGCCUCAGUUACAUUAAAAAAAAACUAGCUUUGAAGCCUGAGCAUUGUUUACAUAAGGUGGGUAGAAAAGAGCAUGUUGCACGUGCUUCAAACUCCACCUUCCUUCUUCUGCAGAGAAACAAUGGGGGUAAAACCAGCCUAGUUUCUGAACUUGCCCUAGAGAGUCAUCAUGCACAGCCAAAAUCCCUGCUGCUCUGGAAACCUACCAGUGCCCCAGUCCCAAUUGCCAAAUUCCUGUAUGAGAUUGUACGUAUGUGGUGCAGAUAAAAUCUCUUGAGACAUCCAGUGGCUGGGAUAAGGGCACCCCCAGAAGGAAGGGAUACCAGCAGGUUUGACUAGAAGCAAAUCCAAGCCUUCUGAUCCUGGAGGAACCAGGGAUUCCCACGUUCCUUCUCAUCUUGCCAUUAAUAAUAGAUCUUUUGCAUGGUACCUGUGUGCGUGCGUGUGUGUAUAUAUAUUUUUUUCUUUUUGGUGUCAUAGCAGGUUUUGCCUUUUUAAAUAAUGUCAAGUUUCUAGAAAAAUUUCAGGCACUUGUAACUUUUUUCUUGACUUUCCAAACUGGGCCAGAGCAGGAUGCCAAAGAAAUGUUGUAGAAUAGAAAGAAGAAAAGUUGAAGAGAGGCUCCUGUUCCUUUGAUUUUGUGUGAAUGAGAGAGAGAGAGUUUUAAAGAUGCUUCAUUGAGAUUUGGCACUAGAGCAUUGGGAUGCUCAAGAAUAGUUUUAUGAAAGUUGGUAUCAUCUUAGAGAACAUUGCUCUAAACUUUUUGUGUGUGUGUGAAAAAGCAGAGGCAAAUACACCAUGGAGAUUUUUUUCUUGGUUUGGUAGUAUUUGGAAUUCAUAAGUUAGGGAAGCAAAUUUACCACAUCUGUUCCUCCCCUCACUCUAUCCCUCUUCCAAUGUAUUAUCUACAUAACAACUAAGAAACAAUUAGCAAAAUAGCAUUAGGAUUGCAGCCUCACCCAGAGAUGAAUAACAGUGUGCACCAGCUGCAAUUGCUUCCAGGCUCCUCCCAAGCAUCCCUAGAGGCUGAUUUGCCCCUAGAGAAAAUGAAAGGGCGAAAUGAGAUGCUUUAAACCUCUACGGGGAAAGGUAUUUAGUUAACGCCUUAAACCUGCCAACUACCAGCAAGGCCAAAAUGCUGAUGACUUCAGCUAUGCUCAAGAAUAGAGAACCCUCAGGCUGGUCUCUGCUUUAACCCACAUUUUUCCACUUUUAUCCUCAUUAUGUGCUGAGAGGAAGAGACUGCUUUUAAAUAGAUAUGUGUGCAUACAUGAAAAUGCAAUAUGUUCCAGUGCAUCACCUACCAAGUGAUAAGGUGUCAGUUAAAAGUUAGUGUUUCACUUUAUCUUUUCUGAUCGUAACAGUGCAGAAAUAAGUGAUGCUUCAGCUCUAUGGUAACUGUCCAAUCCACACCCAAUAACAAAAUUACAUUUUGGUACUAAUAGCUUCCUGUUCCUCUUGUGGAAGAAAAAUAGCCGUGCAUCUUCUUACCCAAAGAUGCAUCCUUAGUUCGUGUGUGUGUGUGUGUGUGUGUGUGUGUGUGUGUGAGAGAGAGAGAGAGAGAGAGAGAGAGAGAGAGAGAGAGAGAGAGAGAGAGAGAGAGAGAGAGACAAACAACAAACUGUAUAUAGUGAACAAUAACCCAGUUUGAAACUGUUUGCAUUAUCAUGGCUUCUUGCAUUAGGAAUUGUAGUUUUGUGAAGGUGCUGAAGAUUUGUCAUGAUGAAGCCUAUGCUACAGAUUUAAAUUGGUUUGAAACUACUGCUAAAUAGGAAUACUCCCCCCUUCCUGAGCUUUCCAUGGUUCUUUAAUUUCAACUCCAAUACAAAGGCAAAUUUCCCAGAAUUCAAAGACAUAAGACUGCAGCCAGCGUGAAAGUGGAUAUGCCCAAAAUAUGAUGCAGUCAGGCCUAUUUCAGUAAGUCUGUAGUGCAAAUUACUGUGGGUUUUUUUUCUCCCCCCACCCAAUAGGGAAUCCAUUUUUGAUAGUAGACAUUUUUUCCACCUAAUCAAACCUAAAGUAGUGCCAAACAUUUGCUGCUGCUUCUUUUUGGUUAGAAAAGGGAAGAAGCUAAAGGACUGCUUCUCAAACUCUUUUUUAUUUUAUUUUUUAAUUGAGCCUGUAAACAGAAUCAUAAUGGGUUUCCGAUAGCAGUAUUUUAAAGAAUUAAAACUGAUAUUUCUGGACAAAAGUGCCAAAAUACCCUUUGUUUUGUUUUGUUUUGUUUCAUGUUUACUAGAAUGCCUGUUAACAAAGAAAGGAAACAUGGUUUUAUGUUUAGUAAAGAAGGAAUGCAGUGUUGGAGACAAAGAUUUUGGAAAGUGAUUUUUAAGGCACCUGAGAAAGAUGUAAUUUGCUAGGCUAGUAGUUUUAGGCAGAGGUUGUUUUGAAAUUGAUGGAUUCACAUAUUUGUUCAUUGCUGUAGAUCAGCCUUUCCCAACUGUAGAUCCAUUGCAGAUUCCCAACCAGCAUGGUAUAUGGCCAUAGCGGUAAGGAAUUCUGGGAGUUGUAGUACAAUGUAUCUGGAAGAGACCAGGUUAGGUGAGGCUGCUGUGUAAAAUAGACUGAUUGGUUGCGGUAGGAUAGGGAAAGCAGGUGGCAUAGUUUGGAUGUAGAAACUGAGGGAACAGUUCUGUAGACUCUUGAAUAUUUUGGAAGUCUAUAAACCAUGUACUUAUGCAGGAAUCAGGGCUGGGGAGAGGAGAAGUAAGAAAAAUAAAUGGUUCCUCAAAAUCAGGGUGCUAUUAUAGAUUAAGGAAGCUUUAGUCCAGGGCCGCCUAAUCUUGAAAAUUUAAAAGACUUGUGGACUUCAACUUCCAGAAUUCCCUAGCUAGCCAUGCUGGCUGUGGAAUUUUGGGAAUUGAAGUCCACAGGUCUUAAAGUUGCCACGGUUGGACACCCCUGCUUUAGUCUAUCUGUGUCUGCAGAGCACCACGUUGGGGAAAUCUAGUCAAAACACUUAACAAAUCUGAAAUGUUUAUUUAUUCCUUUGCUGAAUAUAGAAAACAGAAGUUAUCUGAUUAUUGAGAUAUAUUAUUUUGGAUAGACAUGUGACAUAACUUGCUAUGGCUGGUACCCAUGUAAAAUUCUGGUGUUAAUAACCAUAUACAUUUUUCUUCUAUUUUUCCCCCUUUGGAAAAGAGAACUUAUUUUCCAUGAACACUGUGUGUAGGUACAUUGCUAAGUUGAGCAUGCUUUUUGUAUCUUGUGUAAUGAACAUAGGCUUCAGAUACAUUUUAGAAGCCACCAUCCCUUCCUCUUAAAUCCUGUAUUGAGUGCAGGUAGAAAACGUAGAAGAUUUAAAAAAAAACCUCCAGAAUUAUCCAAAAUAAAAUUAAAUGUAUUUAUAAAAAAUAAUAGUUGCAUGCUGAAGGCCAUGGAAGUCAAAUGUUUAGUAUUUUUUUAAAAAGUGGCAGUGCCUUUCAUUUUUGUAUUUACCAUUUAUUGCUCAAUGCAACUGUUUUAUAAUAAGCAAUUAUAUGAUAGUUUCAGAAAAUGCAAACUAUUUCACUACAUAGAAAUGUGUGUUCUAUUUUUUUUUCUUGUUCUCAUUACAAGAGUGUGUAAGCUGAAUACCUCUGCCUGCUCUGCCAGAGAUAACUUUUACUAUGCGGUUAUCAUGUAUGAAAUUUAUAUUGGUGCUUUUCUUUCUAGUGAUUUAUGACACUUGUUGAAUGGGGAAAUACAGACAAAUUUAUGUAACAUAAUUGGGGAUGUGAGGGUAAGGGGAUGAAUUCUAGUUUUUAUGCUGCUUUGAAAUUUAUUUGAGGGAUAGUAGUUGACAAGAGGAAAAAUCCAGUAAUGCAGUAGCUGAGGCAUUUUCAUACUUAUUAUCUCCACUGUGAUAACUUUCUGUAUUGCAACCCAAAGCAGUUCAGCAUUUUGAAGGGUCUUUGACUAUGAUUCACAAUGGAGAAAUAAACUGUAGGCCUUAGUACUUGUCCUGUGGCUAAUUAUUACAUUUAGAAAAGAGCCUGAUUAUAUGGCGAUGAGAGGUGACUACCAUUUGAUGCGCUGCUUUAUCCCCAAUCAGCAUUGUUAAAUUCCCAAUUAUUGAUGCCCCGUGUGAAUUAGCCAGGAUAACGUUUUUUAGGCCUUCCAGCUCAGCACCCAAAGUGUCUAGUCACUCAUUGUUAUUUAAAGAGAUUUAAAGAUUGGUCAUCAAGACUCAGCUUUGGCCUGUUUAGGUAAUAAACACACUUUACUGAGACUAGUAGCUUGGCUUAAAAAGGAAUGUAUUUCUGUUUUGUAGCAUCUAAUCCCAAUGUUAUCUCUUAUCCAGUGUUUCUCAACCUUGGCUGCUUAAAGAUGUGACGACUUCAGCUACCUGAAUUUCCUAGCCAGCUCUGCAGGUUAGGGAAUUCUGGGAGUUGAAAUUCAAACAUCUUCAAUUUGCCAAGGUUGAGAAACACUGAUCUAAUCUAAUGGCUCUUUAAAGCACGGAAAGGCUUUGGAGCUUCAUGCAAGAGAUUUAUGGGCUUCCACAUAGAGCUCCAUAAACAAACAGCUUAUUGAGAGCAUCAUGUUUGUGCUAGAAUCCUAUAGGGCAGGGGUGUCAAACUGCCAGCCCACAGGCCGGAUGCGUCAUGGUGAAACCACGCCCACCCCAUUGCCAGCAAUGGAAAAAAGUUGCAAUAUGUCGCAACACAUCAUGUGACGUUGUGAGUUUGACACCCCUGCUAUAGGGAGUGAGAUUAAUCGGAGGAGUUAGGAUUCGGUAGACAAAUGUCCCACCCAUAGAUAGUGAGACUCUGUGUUCAUUUUGUGUGGUAAACUCAGCGGCAUCUGCAGGUGGCUGUCACCAGGGGACUGGUAAUAUAAGCAACAUUGUCACAAUGGAAGCUCCAUUCCUUUGGUAGAUGUGUUGUGAAAUUGCAUGCAUGUAAGAAAGGGGUAGAGCUUGCCUUGAGCUGCUGCUUUUGUCCUUCUGAAGAAGGCUUUUUAUCUUGCAAAUUACUCUGGACAAGCUUGAGUAUUCAAACUCAAGAAGAUUACAAACCCGCCUGCCAUGAGGCAGCCUCUUUAUUAGACAUUGAGCUUUGGCAGUGCCUUUUCCUCUUGUCUAAGAUGAGGCCAAGAAACAAAAAUAUCAACAAAAACAAAUCUUUCGUUGUGCUGUUUGCUGCUCCUUUUUGGCAACUGGAACCUUUUCCAGUUUGAUAUCAAGAUUCAACCCUGUUUUCCUUGUCUUUUCUUGGGAGCAGGCAGAAGAAUGUUUCUUGCUGACCUGCUCUAUUCCCUGAACAAAGAACUGUUUUGAUGGGAGACAUACAACUUUGUAGGUGUUUCCUUGUCUGUGGCUGCAGAAUUAUGCUCUGAUUUAGCCCUAGAAUCCAAGGUCCACCUUACUGUCAACUUCUUUAGUGUUUCUCUUCUUCUGGGUUUCAAGCAGCUAAAUUAGAAACUCUGGAUGUUCUUGUUUCUCCUUCCCCAUCUCACUUAGGAACACACAAAAUGUGACCUACAGGCAUGUAUCCUGUCUCUUUAGCUGUUGGCCUCAGGGGUGUUGCAUCCUCUGCUUUCACUAAAUGAGAUGGGGAAGAGAAGCAAAGAGAUGUUCAGAACAGUAGCAAGUCCACCUUUCUUGUAGCAUGUAGUGAAUACAAUCCCCUUCCUGCCUCUCCCAUCAAGGGUUUUCUGGAUGUGCCUGAUUCUAAGAAGUAGAAAGAGUAGAUCUUGUAGAAAGUAUAAUUUGCACACAGCUAUGAUAACACUAAAGUUGAUUUUAUACAAGUCAUCAAAGUUUGCAAAGUGAGUUUUAUUUUUUGUAUUCCUUUAAUCUUUACUUAAAAGGUGAAUGUGUAUUCCUCUGGGAGGAAUUGCAAGAAAACAGGAAUGUUAAUAAAUGUUUAAAAAUAAAACAGAAUACUUCUUCCCUUAUUAAUAUAUAACCCUUAUGUAUUUAUGCCUACUGUAAGCAACUGAAACAGCUUGGAUUUCCAUUUUGUUGCAUGCCUGCUAUCGGCAAAAAUGAAAAAAGAGCCUUCUAUUGUACAUGCAUGCAUUUUAGUCUUGAUCUCUUUUUUCUGUUUUAUUUUGUUUUAUUUUGGUUAGGGGGAAGCGUGUAUUUCCCCUGCAUAAAGUUAGUGCACAAAGAAAUAUUUUUGCCUAGUUAAUGUUGCCAAGCAAUGCAUAUUUUUAAAAGAAAUUUGUCAUAUAUGGAAAUAGCAUGUUUGUUUACAUGUAUCAGCUUCCUGAUUAAUCAGAAGAAGAAGGAGGGGCAGGGGAAAAGUCUAAUGUUUGGGGAAUGCUGUAAUUUCUUUGCAAAUGUACAGUUUUCAAUUUGUUGUUAUUACUGGUGAAACACCCUUGUGAUUUCAACUUGCUACAAUAUAUAUUUAUUACUCGUUCUCCUUCCAUGUAACUAGGAAUCAUGCCUAUGUUUCAUAUCAACGUUAUAUUGAAAGUGAAGGGAGAUGAUUAAUACAAGAUUUUGUAACAUU